GAUCGAGGAAGAGGACAUAUAUCCUCCAUCCAUCCCUAACCUGUAUAUAUCUCGGUAUCGACCAUCUAUAUAUAUAUACCCACAUGCCCCAUCUCUCCUCUCCACUAUAAGGCUAUAAGCAACUCAGAAAGUAGUGUGCUUGUGCCUCUCAUCUGUUACUGAUAGAUCAAACAAGAAAAAGAGUAAUUUCUUUAGAGAAAGUAUACUUAGUGGUUCCUUAAUUCUUCUUCCGAUCAGUCCCUGCAAUCAGCAUCAUCGUGGAAUCCAGCUAGCUAACUGUGACGUCAUUAUGGAAGGUCUGCCGCAGGCGGAGGUGUCUGAAAUCCACAACAACAACAAGGCGGCCGUCCUUGCCUACCCCGCCGGGGCUGCACAAGUUAAUGCACAGUCUUUCCUACAACUCGCCAUGUACCCUAUUACUCUAAAGUUUGAGGAGGUGUUUUACAAAGUGAAAAUGGAGCACAACGCUGGAUUAGUACCGUGGCCGAGUAGUAGUAACAGGUCAUCGUCUGAGAAAAGCAUACUGAACGGAAUAUCAGGUGUGGUUUGCCCCGGAGAGAUACUAGCCAUGCUAGGUCCCUCCGGUAGUGGCAAAACAACUCUUCUCACAGCUCUCGGCGGCCGCCUCCACGGCAAGCUCUCCGGCAAAAUCACCUACAACUCCCAACCAUUCUGCGGCGCCAUCAAACGGAGAACCGGAUUCGUCGCACAGGAGGACGUACUGUACCCUCACCUCACCGUAACCGAGACUCUCGUCUUCACAGCCCUGCUGCGGCUGCCCAACACCCUGACACGAGACGAGAAAGUGCAGCACGUAGAGCAAGUGAUCAGCGAGCUCGGGCUGACCCGGUGCCGGAGCAGCAUGAUCGGGGGCCCCCUGUUUAGGGGAAUAUCUGGUGGAGAGAAGAAGAGGGUUAGUAUUGGACAAGAGAUGCUGAUUAAUCCAAGCUUGCUUUUGCUGGACGAGCCCACCUCGGGUUUGGACUCCACUACGGCUCAAAGAAUUCUGACCACGGUGAAGAGGCUUGCAGGUGGGGGUCGGACCGUCGUCACCACAAUCCAUCAGCCCUCGAGCCGCCUCUACCACAUGUUUGAUAAACUGGUCUUGCUUUCCGAGGGCUACCCCAUUUACUAUGGCCCUGCUUCUGCUGCCCUCGAGUAUUUUUCCUCUAUUGGUUUCUCCACGUCCUUGCCUUAUGUCAAUCCAGCUGAUCUCUUGCUCGAUCUUGCUAACGGAAUCGCCCCUGAUUCGAAACCUGCCUCCGAUCAUCAACAACGUGAGAACAUGGAACAGGAUCAAAAGAUGGUGAGAAAAGAUCUCGUUUCUGCCUACGACAAAAACAUUUACACAAGAUUGAAAGCUGAGCUCUGUGGUGGUGGUUUGGAGGUCAACAAUGUCUUCAAUAAUUACAUCAAAGAAGCUGCUUCUUCAAGACACGAUAAACAUCAUGAACAUUUUUGGUGUACAAGCUGGUGGCACCAGUUCAAGGUACUACUCCAGAGGGGACUAAGGGAACGAAGGUACGAAGCAUUCAACAGGCUAAGAAUUUUCCAAGUCCUAAGCGUCGCCACGCUCGGUGGACUCCUCUGGUGGCACACCCCUUCUUCCCAUAUCGAAGAUCGAAUUGCCUUGCUCUUCUUCUUCUCCGUCUUCUGGGGAUUCUACCCCCUCUACAAUGCAGUCUUUACAUUCCCCCAAGAAAGAAGAAUGCUAAUAAAAGAAAGAUCUUCCGGAAUGUACCGCCUUUCGUCAUAUUUUCUGGCCAGAACAGUGGGUGAUCUACCACUCGAGCUUGCACUCCCCACCGCAUUUGUGCUGAUAAUCUACUGGAUGGGUGGACUCAAACCCGACCCGUUCACCUUCAUCCUUUCUCUUCUCGUUGUUCUCUACAACGUCCUCGUCUCCCAGAGCCUCGGGUUGGCUAUCGGCGCCAUUCUCAUGGACAUAAAGCAAGCCACCACUUUGGCUUCGGUUACGACACUUGUUUUCCUCAUCGCCGGAGGCUACUACAUUCAACAGAUUCCUCCGUUCAUAGUGUGGCUAAAGUACUUGAGCUAUAGCUUCUACUGCUACAAGCUUCUUCUCGGGGUUCAAUACCGGGAAGACGAUUACUACGAGUGCUCGAAAGGUGUCUUGUGCCGAGUUGGAGACUUGCCUGCCGUCAAGUCAAUGGGAGAUCUUAACAACUUGUGGAUAGAGGUCUCCAUUCUCGCCCUGAUGUUACUAGGUUACCGACUUAUUGCUUAUCUCGCUUUGCAUCGAGUUCGCUAGCUAACUAGUUAAAGUUUUUGCACUUCAAAUCAUCUCUGGAGAUCGCGACAGUCUGAAGAGUUUUAUCCUACCUUCUUUAACUGAUCAUCGUCUCUACAUUGGCGGCUCAACGACUAAUAAUUCAUUAAUAAGAUCUAGUUGAUUAAUUAGCUAGUUAGCAGAAAAUAAUGUACGUGGUAUAAUGGUAAUCAAAUUUUUGAGCCAUAUAUAUAUCCUUGUGACCUAUUAUCAGAGCUGGCUAUAUGAUUGUGGCUUUAUAUAGAUUAGGUACUACUGAAUUGAAGGUUCCAAUCUUAAACCUAUUUACUAUAA
Molecule: messenger RNA, 2584 nt
Organism: Rosa chinensis
Lineage: Eukaryota; Viridiplantae; Streptophyta; Magnoliopsida; Rosales; Rosaceae
Product: ABC transporter G family member 14
Exons: 4
Coding region: 290-2272 (660 amino acids)
Cellular component (GO): membrane
Molecular function (GO): ABC-type transporter activity; ATP binding; ATP hydrolysis activity
Source: RefSeq, a predicted model, not a curated record